UGUACACACGGGCUCUGGCCACUCGAACCUUUCUGCUGCGAAAUCCGCAACCUUUCAGAACUCGGGUAGCCUGGGCGCUUCCAGAGGCGGCGUCCCUGCUGGUUCUCCAUUCUGCAUCCGUGCAGCCACGUUCUAUUGAUGGCCUGUUGUGAUUUCAAUGGAACAUCAUGGGAUGUACCUGGCACGUCGGGCAGCACUGGAUGGAGGUGCCUUUAGCCCAAUGUACCUGGCAUGGUGGUAAGGUGAAGGUGAGAGGAAGAGAAGGUGGAGAUGGAACUGCCAAAUCAUGCCAAACAACUGCUACUGCAGCUGAACCAGCAACGAGCCAAAGGUUUCCUCUGUGAUGUGAUCAUUGUGGUAGAAAAUGCCCUGUUUCGUGCCCAUAAGAACAUCCUGGCAGCCAGCAGCAUGUAUUUCAAAUCCCUUGUCCUGCAUGACAACCUGAUAAACUUAGACACCGACAUGGUGAACCCAACCGUGUUCCGGCAGAUCUUGGACUUUAUUUAUACUGGUAAGCUCUUAACGACUGACCAGCCUGGUGAACAGAACUUUAAUGCUCUCCUCACCGCAGCAAGCUACCUCCAACUGCACGACCUGGCAGCUCUCUGCAGAAAGAAGCUGAAGCGGAACAGCAAGUCCUUUGCUGGCAAGGCCGGUGGCCUUGGUGUUGGGAGAUCUGCCAGGAGUCAGAGACUUUCCACUGCUUCAGUCAUCCAAGCUCGCUAUUCAGGGUCAAAUGAGGGGCUGAAGGGCUCGCACUCAAAGGAGCUGUCAAAGGGAAAGCUCUCUGAUGACGAGGUCUUCAUCAGCAGCUCCAACCAAGAGAACUGUCACUCCUUAAGCAGGGGAACCAGCAAGAAUGGCGGUGGGAGCAGCAGUGCGAAUGGGAGCACCGGUGACCAGGAGCUAGGCCUCGACUUGUCCAAAAAAAGCCCCUCGCUCCCUGCCGCAGCCUCCCAGGAUGACACGCAGCACAGCGAAAGCCAGCACGGCUCUCCCCAAUCUGCCUCAGCCCCUGCAGCCAACAGUGCCUCAUUGUUCGACGAGUCUGGUGUCGGAGCCCCCCACAGCAUGGCAGACAGCAGCGACCCCAUGGAGAUGGAUCUGAGCGAGGAGUGCCACCACUCACUGACAGAGAGCGGCCAGCGCAAGGGCCUCCGGCACUCGUCCCGCAAGAAGGAGUGGAUCAAGAAAGACAACGCCUUUGACCGAAAGGAAGGGGGCAAAGAGAGGGACGAGGGUGAAGGGCUGCCCAAUGGUAUCCUGCUGGGGCCCUUGUCCAAGUCUGUGGAGAGGAGUCUGGCUGGGGCCUACGGGGCAGACCUGCCCUACCCAUGUAAGGAGGAGGUAGAAAACGGUAAGGAGAACAGUGACGACAGCGGCCAGAGCGAGAGUGAGAGCGGCGGCCAUACCAGUGCCAAUUACGUCUACCGGCAGGAGGGGUUUGAGCCAGUGGCCUACGGUGACAACCUGUAUGUCUGUAUCCCCUGUGGCAAAGGCUUCCCGAGCUCCGAGCAGCUCAAUGCCCACGUGGAAACGCACACCGAGGAAGACCUUUACAUCAAGGAGGAAGGCACAUAUGGCAGCAAGGAUGAAGCUGAGGAUUUGUCCAACCCCAAUCAGUCCUACGCUGCGGAGUCCCGGCCCUUCAAGUGUUCAGUGUGUGAGAAGAGCUACAAGGAUCCAGCCACGCUGCGGCAGCACGAGAAGACUCACUGGCUGACGCGGCCCUUCCCUUGCAACAUCUGUGGCAAGAUGUUCACGCAGCGGGGCACCAUGACACGGCACAUGCGCAGCCACUUGGGGCUCAAGCCCUUUGCUUGCGAGGAAUGUGGGAUGCGCUUUACCCGGCAGUACCGACUAACAGAGCAUAUGCGUGUCCACUCAGGAGAAAAACCUUACGAAUGUCAACUGUGUGGUGGGAAAUUCACCCAGCAGCGCAAUCUGAUCAGCCACCUGCGAAUGCAUACCUCUCCCACAUAAGCCAAAGACUCCAGAAUGAGCUUCAAGCCCAUCCGCAGUGAUUUACCUUUCUGUAGACUUGCUGCUUAAAAAAAAAAAGAAAAAAAGAAAAAAAACAAAACAAAAAAGGGGGCAACUCCCCAUACUCUGUUCAG
Poecile atricapillus (Black-capped chickadee) is the source of this 2117-nucleotide messenger RNA. It is a transcript of the gene HIC2, whose product is annotated as HIC ZBTB transcriptional repressor 2. NCBI's taxonomy places the organism in Eukaryota, Metazoa, Chordata, Aves, Passeriformes, Paridae. Gene Ontology annotation, cellular component: nucleus. The record is from RefSeq and is a predicted model, not a curated record. Gene Ontology annotation, biological process: regulation of transcription by RNA polymerase II. The transcript has 3 exons. Gene Ontology annotation, molecular function: protein binding; RNA polymerase II cis-regulatory region sequence-specific DNA binding; DNA-binding transcription factor activity, RNA polymerase II-specific. The coding region runs from base 271 to 1983 and encodes 570 amino acids.